CAUGUUUUUUUUCAAAGAAAAUUAAAAACCUUAGUUUUAAAAAAAAAAAAUAGAAGAGAUCUGAUCGCUUGCGAGGGUUUUCUUGUCUGGUUGGUCAAAUCAUAUCUGCUACCAAGACUAAAAGAGCCUUCUGCUACCUUAAAACUACUGUCUCUCCGAUCUAGCUUACACAUUUAGAUCAUAGAUAUUGGUCUUACACUCCUUAAAGAUUACUUUGUUAAAAGGGUGUAAGAAAGUUCAAUGGAAAAAACUAUAACCCCCAUUUGGAAAUUUUGAAGUUUUUAUAUUGUCUGUUUCAGAAAACUUUAAGAAACCCACUUUAGGAAACUCUGAUUUGUUAAAUGGGUUCCCAUUGUUUUCAACGCAUCAAAAUUUUAGAAGAUUCAUCGUUGUUCUUGGAAUCUCAAUCAAUUCCCUGGUGUUCUGUUGAUGGAAUGUUCAUGUCCUAAAAACUGCGUUGACCGGGAUCAUUGUUGAUUUUAGGUAGAGCUAUGGUGGAGGAAGGGAAUGUUGAAGCCUGUAAGGAGGCUGUGGAGGAGGAUAGUGAGCCCAAAGGAUUGUGUUACUGUUUCUGGGGUCCAAUUUAUUGGUUUAGGAUGCUUGCAAUGGAAACGCAUUGGAGUUUUGUAUUUGCAGUUGUAUCCGUUUAUGGGAUAAGCCAGGGUUUGGGUGGAGCUCUUGCCCGCGUUGGCACCGAGUAUUACAUGAAGGAUGUACAAAAGGUACAGCCUUCUGAGUCUCAGGUUUACUCCGGGAUUACUUCCAUUCCUUGGCUUGUCAAGCCUAUUUGGGGGCUUCUCACAGAUGUUGUCCCAAUUUUGGGUUACAGAAGACGGCCCUAUUUCAUUCUAUCUGGUUUGCUUGGUUUGGUCUCCAUGCUUUUAAUAUCAUUGCACAGCAAGCUGCAUCUGGUUUUUGCCCUGUUGGCAUUGACAGCAGGAAGUGCUGGGGUAGCUAUUGCAGAUGUGACUGUUGAUGCAUGCGUAGCACAGAACAGCAUUAGUCAUCCUUCCCUUGCGGCUGAUAUGCAAAGCUUGUGUACUUUGAUGUCUGCUAUUGGAGCUCUAGUGGGAUUCUCUAUCAGUGGUGUUUUUGUUCACCUAAUUGGCCCUAAGGGGGUCUUUGGAUUGCUGACCAUCCCGGCUGCCCUUGUUUUUUCAGUUGGGAUUGUUCUUGCUGAGCCCCAUGUGCCCAACUUUGCCUACAAAGAGGUAAGCCAGAAGUUCCUUGAUGCUGGCAAGGCUAUGUGGACAACGUUGAAAUACCCAGAGGUUUGGAGGCCUUGUUUAUAUAUGUACUUAUCCUUCGCAGUGAGCUUGAAUAUAAAUGAGGGAUUGUUCUAUUGGUACACAGACUCGAAGGAGGGGCCCUCUUUCUCUCAGGAGACUAUUGGUUACAUUUUCUCAAUUGGUGCAGUGGGUGCCGUCUUGGGGGCAAUACUCUACCAAAACAUGCUGAAGGAUCACCCUUUCCGGGACUUGCUUUUCUGGAUUCAGUUAUUUUUUGGUUUGGCAGGAAUGCUAGAUCUGAUGUUGGUGCUGCGAAUAAACUUGAAAUUUGGGAUACCAGAUUAUCUCUUUGUUGUGAUUGGUGAAGCGGUAACUCAAAUGAUUGGACGACUCAAAUGGAUGCCCCUUCUUGUACUGAGUGCCAAGCUUUGUCCUUCAGGUAUUGAAGGCACCUUCUUCGCCUUGCUCAUGUCAAUUGAUAAUGUUGGGCUUCUCUCAUCUUCGUGGGGAGGAGGCUUGUUACUUCACUUGUUGAAUGUUACUCGGACAAAGUUUCAAAAUCUCUGGCUGGCGAUAUUGAUCCGAAACAUAUUGAGGCUGUCUCCGCUCUGUAUCCUGUUCCUGGUACCCAGAGGUGAUCCCAAUUCUUCCAUUCUUCCAACUGAAAUGUUGGGUACCAAAGAUGAGACUGAAGCUGAAGAAGACAAGAACAUUGAAUUGGUCUCACUUGUCAACAGCGUUGAUGGUAGAUAACUUAUACAAGAAUCAAAGGUGCUAAUUUCUCCUACUACUGUAACUACACAUACAUCUGGAAGGGAAAAUCAACUCAGUUAAAAUCAAUGGAUGUCGAUAAGAAUUUCUACGAGAAAGGCUUGUAUCAUCAAUUCUUACACGUCAUUUGUUUCCUAUACGAAUUUUCUUGCCGAAUCAAGUUAGAUACUACGCUUUAAUGAAGGAAAUUAUUUCAUUGUUGCACUUGUUUAACUCUUAAAACUAGCCAUGUACGUCAAAGGUGGGUGGAUUUUGCUGUGAUCUUUUGACUCUGUUGAAAUUUGAUGAUUUCAUGUAUCUAC
Durio zibethinus is the source of this 2302-nucleotide messenger RNA. Its product is annotated as putative folate-biopterin transporter 2. Gene Ontology annotation, cellular component: membrane. The record is from RefSeq and is a predicted model, not a curated record. NCBI's taxonomy places the organism in Eukaryota, Viridiplantae, Streptophyta, Magnoliopsida, Malvales, Malvaceae.